Molecule: messenger RNA, 4560 nt
Organism: Babjeviella inositovora NRRL Y-12698
Lineage: Eukaryota; Fungi; Ascomycota; Pichiomycetes; Serinales
Gene: HSL1
Product: protein kinase
Exons: 1
Coding region: 170-4465 (1431 amino acids)
Biological process (GO): intracellular signal transduction; protein phosphorylation
Cellular component (GO): cytoplasm
Molecular function (GO): ATP binding; protein serine/threonine kinase activity
Source: RefSeq, a predicted model, not a curated record
CACGAUCUUUACGGACACCAUAAACUCGGUUGCUAUAGCUAUAUCUUAUACCGUGCAUUGCUAUCUACAUACAGAUAUUUGCAUACAGCCUUGCCCGAUUGCGAACCUAUCUCUGAUCAGAACCAGACCUCCGUUUCUCGAGUGACACUCAUCUUGCCAUUCAUUUACAAUGACCGCUUCUGAUCUUCCGAAGGUGGAUUCGGUGGUGGAGAGCGUGACAAACGCGACCAAGAGACUAUCGCAAAUCUCGGCCAACACAGUCAACUCGAAGCGCAAAAACCAGAACCACGUAGGGCCGUGGAAGUUGGGGCGCACGUUGGGGCGCGGGUCGACGGGGCGUGUGCGCCUCGCGAAGCACGCGCAGACGGGCCAGCUUGCAGCGGUCAAAAUUAUCCCCAAGUCAAACAUCAAGACGGCGGAUGGUGACGGCCUUCCGUACGGCAUCGAGCGCGAGAUCAUCAUCAUGAAGCUUAUCUCACACCCCAACAUCAUGGGUCUCUUUGAUGUGUGGGAGAACCGCGGCGAGUUGUAUCUCGUGCUCGAGUACAUUGAGGGCGGCGAGCUCUUUGACUACCUCAUCAAGAAGGGCAAGCUCGAUGAGCGCGAAGCGGCGCGCUAUUUCCGCCAGAUAAUUGACGGGGUGGACUAUUGCCACCAGUUCAACAUCUGCCACCGCGACUUGAAACCCGAAAACUUGCUUCUCGACAAGAACCGCAAUAUCAAGAUCGCCGACUUUGGCAUGGCUGCCUUGGAGAUCAGCGAGAAGAUGCUUGAGACCUCCUGCGGUAGCCCGCACUAUGCGUCGCCCGAGAUUGUUGCCGGCAGGAACUACCACGGUGCGCCGUCCGACAUCUGGUCCUGCGGUAUCAUCUUGUUCGCGCUACUCACAGGCCAUCUCCCCUUCGAUGAUGAGAACAUCCGCAAGUUGUUGCUCAAAGUGCAGAAGGGCAGCUUCAUGAUGCCGAAGGCGCUCUCUCCCGAGGCGCGCGACUUGAUCGCACGCAUGUUGCGCGUCAACCCGGUCGAUAGAAUUACCAUCCAAGGCAUCCUCCGCCACCCCUUCAUGCUCAAAUACCCGCAACGCUACCUGGAGCAGGUGGCAAAACCGCACUUCCGCUUGUCUUCUAUCCAGUCGGUCGACCAGAUCGACAAGGAGAUCUUGAAGAACUUGCAGAUCUUGUUUCAUGGCGCCAAGCCCCAGUUCAUCGUGCAGAAGCUCCUUGCCCCGGAAUCCAACUCAGAAAAGGUGUUCUACUAUUUGUUGAUGAAGUACCGCAAUGAGCACUCUACGUUGGUGACAUCUCAGGAGUUUCAGCGAGCUGCUUCCAGCGGGUCCUCCGUCGGCAGUAAGUUACCGCGCUCGGUGUCAGUGGUCAAGACGACCAUCACCGAUGCUAAUGGAAACACCACAACCCAGGUUACCCGCGAGCCGGCUUCCCAGCGCCUCACUCCGUCUGUCUCCAGACAUAACAUCACCCCGUCUGUUUCCAGACAUACCACCCUCGAGAUGCCAUUGGGCAACAUCACCAACACCAUCCAGGCGUCACACGGCGCACUGUUUAGGAACCAUGCCGCGGGCAAGUCGCCUAAGCGCAGCGCCAGAACGCCCAUUUCGGCCUCCACCUCCUACAAGCGUAACAUCUCAUUCCACCACAGGCAAAAAUCUGGCUCCAGUAUUCACUCGUUAAAGUCUGGGCGCUCUCUCAGAUCCAUCAUCACGAACGAAGAGCGUCUUCCUGUCUCUCCCGUCUCCCAACGAAGCCGGAAGGCCCGGGGCUUGAGCCCAGCCCGCAGUCACUUCCCUCCGUUGCCCCGCUUCCCGAGCAACGUCUUGCCCAGCGAGACUCCGUCUCCAAUCAAUCCAUCCGACGACUAUGAGGGGGUUGACGACGAGGGAAUCGACGACGAGUCAAUAGUGGACGAAAGCUAUGUCGUGGAGCACGCCCAGCACAUCCGUCUCAGCACCCCAACGGUGCUCACGAACACGCACACCGCCACGCCAGAUGACUUUGCUUUGAUGUGCCAGGCGAUCUUUAGUGCCCAUGGCGAGGAAGACAAGGAGAACCAGUCAGCCGACACGCAAAAAAAGAUCCGCCAGCAAACCAGGCUUGAGUUGGAGAACCUUCAAACAAUCAAAGAGUCGAAGGAGAGGUUGCGAAAGGAGGAGGAAGCAGAGUUGCUUCGCGAACGCGAGUUAACCCGACGUCGGUUGGAAGAAGACAACAGACGGCUGUUGCAAUUCCACAGACCGAUGUGGGCGAACGACGAGACAGAACCGAUUCCGGAGCGCCAUGAAGCGAAGGAGGUCGGAUAUCUGAGAACUAAAGGCGAGACACAAGAGCAGAAAAAGGUGCCUCCCAUCCAACAACGCAAUAUCUCGGAACCUUUGGCGCCUUCAUUCUCCAGCAGCUUAGACCCCAGACGGACCCUCAGCACGCAGAAGAAAGUCAGCCGCGACGCCAAUAGCGUGUUGGGGAAGUUGGGUAUCCAGGUUGCCCCAGCCAGCCAGAACAGCCUCCGUAUUCCGCCCUCGCCGCGCGUGGCCCUUCCGAAAAGUCCGCAGUUGAACAGCUUGAGGUUUCCGCCAUCGGUGCUCUCGGGGUCCAAGACCUCGUCCACCAGAAACUUGGCUAGCUACUUGCAGAAGGAUAUUUCAGUCUCGCAGUUUAACGCGAGCAACCCGGAGAAGGUGCUGGUGACGAAGCACGUUGCGCCGUCGCGCCAGCUGUCGGCCAGGGUGAUGGCUAAGGUUGUGGUAUCGCAAACAGACGACUUGGUCGACGAUUACGCCGACAAAGCGUCGAAAACGAAUCUCUCUUCUAUGAGCAGCAAGUACAUCCCUAAUCCGAGAUUUUCUCGAUUUUCGUUUGGCAACUUGCUUUCUGAGGAGUACAAUGAGACCUUGGAGUCCGUGCAAGCCUCUACUCCAAAAAGAGCUAUGGAGCCGCGAGAUAUCCGUAGGGCCCAUGCGAGCAUGCCCGAGGAAGAUGAAAGCCUGUUCGACGAAGCAGUGCAAAGGUCCUCUGCCGUUGAGGCUCCUCAUGAGAAACGCGAGGACGUAGCUCAAGUUGAACAAAGUCACGACAGUGAGGAAAGUCAAAGAUAUGACCAUGAGCAGCAAUACCUUGACGAUACGGCUCAGGCUGACACAUCAGAAGAUUACAGUCAAGAGUUUCGUAUAUCCACGUAUGGCGUAUCUUACGACGAAGACACGGUGUAUGACGAUAUCAAGUCCGAGGCAGAUGUGUUUGAGUAUCCCGUGGUUAACUCUGUCUCCAAGAUUAACGCUUACAAAAAGCCUAGAGCAUUAUCGAGUGCUUCCGAGCAACGACACCCAAGUCAAAAGUCCCCUGACGUCCGGGGCAGUUUGUAUGCUGGGAACCAAGAGUGUGACAUUGCCAACUCAUUCUUGACGGUGGACGUUGCCAACCAGGCGUUUUCGCCUCGCGACCCCGCACUGCAGGAAGAGGUUUCGCUGGACGAUUCGAUCUAUGAUGAUAAUGUCGAGGAGACGGCAAAAGGCAUGGAGCGCGCCAACACCACAGUGUUCAGCUCCAACUGUGACAUUGGUGCGAAUGGAAACAUGGGUGUCAGCACCGCCAAGCAGCUGAACUACAUCAUCCUCCAAGAUACCGGGAUGGAGGGCCACCAGACCUUUGACAUGUUGAUGGACACCCCUGAGAACGACACCAGCGUGAAACAUGAUUCCAGAACGUCUUUGGCGUCGCAGGAACUCGACGAGAAGAAACGUGAGCCUGUGCGUAAGAGCACCGAGAAAUCGAAGAGGGCCCCCUUCCAUGAUUACACUGCCAAGCCGGCGGAACCGCUAGUCAAGCCACCUGUUCAAAAGGACGAGGGGAUCAAACGGAAGACGUCUUUGUUCAGAAAGUUCAACUUGAACCCGAGCCGCGAAGCCCCGAAGGCGCCAGUUGCGAGUCUGAUGCUCACUCCACCGCCAGCUAUCAGCGCUAUUCGCAAAUCGUACAACCGCGACUCGGUCAUCUCAAACCAAACGUCUGUGUCUGGAUUUAGCUCUAAGCAACCGUUCAUGGACAACGACCAGACCCCGAAGCAGAGUUGGUUCUCGAAGCUUAUCAACAACUUGACCCACGCUCCGAAUAAUGGUGUUCCCGCCGGUUCCAAGGGAAACACGGUGUACUCCAAGAUGACCCAGAAAGCGAUGAGCAACUGUUUGCGCAUUGCGUUGAAUGUCAAGGAGAAGCAAGGGACUGUGGCUAAUGUCAAGUACAGCCACGACUUGAAGACCAUCCACGGUAGCAUCCCGGCAAGAUACGCACGCGGCAGGAUUUUGAAGUUCCGCGUUGAGAUUUUUAUGGUUGGGGGGAAUGCUUCGUCCGCAACGUUGUUCAAGGUCAAGGGUUCGUCCAGGGUGUUUAAGAAUUUGGUUGAGAACGUUAAGUUUAUUUUGGAGAAUGAGGAAGAACAAGUCUACUCGAGGCGCUAGAGAAGUGUUUAAUGUAACAUGCUUGGAAUUCCAGGGGUGUACAGAUUGUAAUUUAAUGUUCGUGUAUGGCUUUAGAAAUGAUUUUAUACCAUCAG